Molecule: messenger RNA, 1478 nt
Organism: Erigeron canadensis
Lineage: Eukaryota; Viridiplantae; Streptophyta; Magnoliopsida; Asterales; Asteraceae
Product: (S)-2-hydroxy-acid oxidase GLO1-like
Exons: 12
Coding region: 105-1208 (367 amino acids)
Molecular function (GO): oxidoreductase activity; FMN binding
Source: RefSeq, a predicted model, not a curated record
CCUUACUACUACUAUAUAUAUACACAUAUAACUCCCCUGGUUGUUUAUAUAUUGACUACAAACAUUUGCAUUUCAAUAUCCAAUUAGUCAAGUCAGGUUGAAAGAUGGAAAUUACCAAUGUUAUGGAAUAUGAGGCACUUGCAAAAGAGAAGUUGCCCAAGAUGAUCUAUGAUUAUUAUGCAUCGGGUGCAGAAGAUCAAUGGACCCUUCAAGAAAACCGAAAUGCCUUUUCAAGAAUCUUGUUCCGACCACGUAUUCUUAUUGAUGUGAGAAAGAUAGAUUUGUCCACUACGGUUUUGGGUUUCAACAUAUCAAUGCCUAUCAUGGUUGCACCUACAGCUAUGCAGAAAAUGGCUCACCCUGAUGGAGAGUAUGCAACUGCAAGAGCAUCAGCAGCUGCUGGAACAAUCAUGACCUUGUCCUCAUGGGGUACUUCAAGUGUGGAGGAGGUUGCUUCAACUGGUCCUGGUGUUCGUUUUUUUCAACUCUAUGUGUACAAGGAUCGAAAUAUAGUAACUCAGAUGGUAAAACGAGCGGAAAAGGCUGGUUUCAAGGCAAUUGUCCUUACUGUUGAUACCCCGAGACUUGGCCGAAGGGAAUCUGAUAUAAAAAACAGAUUUGUUCUGCCACCAAAUCUUACAUUGAGGAACUUUGAUGGAUUGAAUCUUGGCAAGCUAGAUAAGACAGAUGACUCCGGAUUGGCUUCAUAUGUUGCUGGUCAAGUUGACCGAUCUCUUAGUUGGAAGGACGUGAAGUGGCUCAAGACAAUAACCCAAUUACCUAUACUAGUAAAGGGUGUCUUAACUGCCGAGGAUGCAAGGAUCGCGGUGCAGUCUGGAGUAGCAGGAAUUAUUGUGUCAAAUCAUGGGGCUCGGCAAUUGGAUUAUGUCCCUGCAACUAUUAUGGCCUUAGAAGAGGUUGUGGAAGCUGCUCAACGCAGAGUUCCAGUGUUUUUGGAUGGAGGCAUCCGGCGUGGGACAGACGUCUUCAAAGCAUUGGCUCUUGGAGCAUCCGGCGUAUUUAUUGGUCGACCAGUAGUCUUUUCACUGGCUGUAGACGGUGAGGCGGGUGUUAGAAAGACUCUACAAAUGCUACAUGAUGAACUUGAGCUUACAAUGGCAUUGAGUGGCUGUCGAUCCCUGGCUGAGAUAACACGCAACCAUAUUGUGGCGCCUUGGGACCCACCACGUAUUGCUGCUAAGCUCUAAGAUGCAAUCUAUGGUAGAAUGGUUAUGUUUUAGGGAGUGUUUAUCAUGUUUAGUAUCGUUUGAACUAGUGGCUUUGGUUCAUGUAUGGACAAUGUUGGAAUAAAAAGUUGCUCAAUCAGGUCUAGUUUUCUAAAAACCAAAAAAUAAGCUGGUGUUUUUAUACAAUAUAAGUUAUUCUUAUACUAUUGGCUAAAGAAACUUUACAAAAAUAUUAUAGAAGUAAUAUAUGGGUUAUAAGUUAUAUAGCAAAAAGUAGUUAACUUGUUACCA